GUGCCUGAUAAACUUCUUUGCGAUCCUGUUCGCUCGGGCGGAUUAAAAGCCAAAACGGAGGAAAGUUCAGAUGCUUCAAAGGAGGGUAGUCCGGCCACUCCCGAAAAAGAGGAAACAGAAACUCUGGAAGAAACGGGAGAAAAAUUGCCGGAAAAAAGUGCUUCUCCCGAGCUUUCUCCACACACUGCUCUCACCUUUUCUGAACUAAUUGAAGCCGUAAAUGCGGCGUCCGAAUUACCUCUCUCCUUGGAGGGUUUAGGUGAUGAUGAAAUUUUUGAAUUUUGUCGGAAUGUUUCCCAUCUUCCGGAAGUAGCUUAUCAAACUUUUAAAAAUGGUUGGGCUAGAAAAGCUUUUUGGUGGGAAUCUAACGAGGAA
Messenger RNA from Ambispora leptoticha, 375 nucleotides. The record is from the annotation of a GenBank genome assembly. Lineage: Eukaryota; Fungi; Glomeromycota; Glomeromycetes; Archaeosporales; Ambisporaceae.